AUGCUCAACUUCAUCCGAGGAAACUUCCUCACCUUCACGGCCGGCGUUCUCCUCAUCGGUCCCUUCCUUUUCGCAUACUAUCUGCUAGGCGUGGUAAUCUCAGCACCACUCCUGCUCGUCCGAUCAUCGCCGCCAGAUCCAUACUUCCAUCUCCUGGUCCCGUCGCCUGCCACCAACGGCAACGUCUGCAGAUCAUUCCUUUCGGCGCGGAUAUUAGGCUACCCAGAUCCUAUCUUUGUCGGAUGGGAUGAGAAAGAUCAGUUCAGCGAGUCUGAGGCGUAUCGGUUCAAAAUCGGGCAGACAUUGAAUUACUUGAAGAACCUGCCUGCAAAGGCCGACACGGACAUAGUCUUGGUAUUAGAUGUCGCCGAUGUCUGGCUUCAAUUACGACCCGACGUUCUCAUCAAGCGAUACUAUGACGUUCUCGACCGUGCCAACGAUCGAUUGAAAAAGGAUCGUGUACAUGGCAAGCUGUUCGCUGGCGCCGAUGUCAGCCAACAGAUUGUAUUCGGUGCGGAUAAAUUGUGCGCUCCCCAGAAGGAGUCUGACCCGGCUUGCUGGGCGGUGCCAGAGUCCACCCUGUCCGAAUUCGCAUUUGGUCCGCAGACUGAUAAGGGUGAAUUGGAGGUUAGACGCCCACGAUGGCUGAACUCAGGUACCAUCAUGGGCCCUGCUGCAGCUAUGCGAGACAUGUUUGAGGGUGCAAUGGAUGUCCUUCAUGCUGUUGACCGAGAGGAGCGUGAAGGUCAUCCUUCUGACCAGUUCUACUUCAGCGAGAUUUUCGCCGAGCAGGAGCUUAAUCGACACAAGCUGCGCAAUAACAGCUUCGAGGCUGCACAUCCAGAACUGCCCAAAAUCCCGGACAUGAAGAGAACAGAAUAUCACAUUACUCUCGACUACGAAUCCGAGCUUUUCCAGGUGUUCGCAAGAUACGAGAAUCACAUCACAUUCAUGCGUCAUCAGGACACUACUCCUGCGAGCCUCAGUCAUUCCUCGGACGGUCGAAUGCCCCGUCCCGAUGAGCUACGCUUAAGCCCGGACGUCAAGAAAUCCGACCCGCCAUACACAGGCUCGAAUGGCAAGGAUGGCCUUCCAUUCAGGACAGACUGGGUCAGAUCUAUUCUGGGCGUCAACACUGUGACCGGCCUCCCCAUUCCGGUUAUGCACCUGACGAACAAUGAGCAAUUUCGUGACGCAAUGUGGGGACGCAUGUGGUUCCAGGGGUCGAAAGAUUACGGCAAACGUCUCUUCAAGGCUGCGGCAGAACGACUCAAAGCGAAGCCUGAGCACACAUUUGUGCAAGUAGGGUCAAUCAAGUACCACCCCGCGUCUUUCCGUCUCAGCGAGUACCGCGAUGAGAGGCAGGGCGGUGUAUGGACCAGCACCAACGAAUGGAUGCCGUUUGACGAUGUUUGCGGUGACUUCGACGAUGCCCUGUACCCUGAAUACGACAAGGGUUGGUUCGAUGUAGGCUUCCCGACGGACGAGUUGGACGAAAGUUCCGAUGCCGACAAGGACAAGGGCGAUGAUAAGAAGGAAGAUGGUGACGACCAAGAAAAUCAAGAUGAGCAGAGCGAUGACGAAGAGCAGCACGUUGACGGAGAAAUCCCUGGAGAUUUCGGAUUAGCGGCCGGAGAAAAGCCCGAAGACGAACAGGAAGAGGCUUUCCCGUUCGCCGAGACCGUCGAGACCAUCGUCGAGUCUGGCGAGAAGCGUCGCCGUCGCCGUCGGAGCUCUGGAAUUGUUUGA
This is a messenger RNA of Dissoconium aciculare CBS 342.82, 1749 nucleotides long. RefSeq lists its product as uncharacterized. Bases 1 to 1749 code for a protein of 582 amino acids. Lineage: Eukaryota; Fungi; Ascomycota; Dothideomycetes; Mycosphaerellales; Dissoconiaceae. The transcript has a single exon. The record is from RefSeq and is a predicted model, not a curated record.